GGAGAAAGAACAUUGGGUCUAUUGUGGGGCUCGAAUCUUCGAACUGCAGCUCCCCCUAUUCAAAACAACAUGGAGGUGGCUGCACCUAUAUUAUUGAGGAAUCCUUUGGAAAAUGAUAUCAGGGAAAGACAAAUUCGACUCCAGGAGCAGAUCCUGAACAUCUUCCAAGUCGUAAGGAAAGAAGACAUGGAGUGGCAAAAGGUCCAACUUGAACACACGAAGGCGUUAAAGCAAACCGAGUUGGAGGCUAUGAAACAUAAAGACAACGUAAAGCAGGCAAUGAUAGAGAACGAGAGACUGAAGAAGGAACUGGAGAUGAUCAAGAUGAGGCCUGAACCAAAGUCUUCCAGCUCCUGUGUUUGCGCGGUGAUGUGAUGCCAAGAAUGGGUGAACCUAUGGAUAAAACAUAAUCAUAGAUAUUGCCAUUUGAAUUGGACCUUUCCAUUGUUUUUCUGAUUUACCUUUUCCUCGUCGUUGUGAAUUGAAAUGUUGGACUAUCCAAUACAUUAAUAACAUACCUGCAAGUGUGUACAAUUUAGUUAAGUCGUCCACAGGUUAUCAUUAUGCUAGUUGACCCUUCAAAGCGAUUAGAUUGCUGAGUAGUUAUCAUUGACUAAUCAAUAAACACUUUGGAUAACCUUGAACGUACACCAAGAGAAAUAUUAAUGUUUUAAUCUCCUGUGAACUACUGUGAACUCUUGUUAUUUUGCUUAAAAUCAUAUUUUGUUGUCAUUUUAAUUUGUUUAUUUUUGUCAAUGCACCAACUAUAAUUAACCCUUACCAAAAUAUACAGAACGUUUUAUUAUUUUAUUUUCUAAAAAAAUAAAAACAGAAUACCAUAUCAAUUCAAUACAUUUUUUCUUGAAUUUAUCAAAACCAGAAAAUGGCUGGUAAUUGUAACAAUA
Mya arenaria is the source of this 905-nucleotide messenger RNA. RefSeq lists its product as uncharacterized. Lineage: Eukaryota; Metazoa; Mollusca; Bivalvia; Myida; Myidae. The transcript is spliced from 5 exons. The record is from RefSeq and is a predicted model, not a curated record. Bases 70 to 375 code for a protein of 101 amino acids.